Molecule: messenger RNA, 1973 nt
Organism: Erythranthe guttata (spotted monkey flower)
Lineage: Eukaryota; Viridiplantae; Streptophyta; Magnoliopsida; Lamiales; Phrymaceae
Product: sodium/pyruvate cotransporter BASS2, chloroplastic
Cellular component (GO): membrane
Source: RefSeq, a predicted model, not a curated record
UCGUGUACGAUUUCGAUGUGUAUUUUAUUCGCAGAUUGGGAAAUUCAAAUAUUUUCUGUGCGUCUGCUAUUAUUUCGAGGAAUUUCAAUGGCCGAUUCCUUUGUUCUAGGGACGAAAAUGGCGGAAGCAGUGCGAAAUUGAGGGAAAGGAGCUUUUUUUUGGGGAACUUUGGUCCGUUAGGGGUAAAUCCGUCAUUUAGUUGAACUUGACCUGGCGCAAUCAAUUUUAUGCCUUGGAAAUGUCGUCAGCAUUUUCCCCUUUUUGCUUCAAUCAAAUCAUCACUAGAAGAGAGAGAGAGAGAGAGAGGAAGAGAGAGAGAGAGCGCGCGGCUGUGACUGUGGGAGGUAUCCAUUUGCUUGGCUAAUCUGAGAUAUUGGGAAUUUCUGCAGCGUGUGCACGGUUUAACUUGGAUGAGAGUGGAAUUUGGAGCAAGUAGUCGAGCAAUGGUGUCUCUCCCUAGUGCUUCUGUACAAUCAAGUUACAUGAGAUACCCUUUCGGUGGGGAGGCAAAUGGGACUCAUCUAUCUAGAGGUUCUAUAUAUUCCACUGCUUUUACGAGAAAGAGUGUAGAAUGGAAGGAAUCAAGAACCAUCGGGCAACUGAAAACAGUGGCUUCGACCGUGAUGCUUAUAAAGGAAUGCCGAUCUUUGAGAACAAAUUGCUCCUUAGGACAGUUUGCCCUAACUCACCCACACGAUGUCAAGGUUGAUAAGGAAGAUGCUGGUUUUCUUAGGGUAAGGAAGCCGGUGGAUGCAAAAAGAUCCCUCCAAAUGUGUAGUUUAUUCAGGAAUCCUAAAGUUCAUUGCAACGCGUCAACCUCUGGAGAUCUUUCUGGAAGUACCCCUGGUCAAAUGAGCCAAUACGAAAAAAUAAUAGAAACAUUGACCACUCUGUUUCCAGUAUGGGUCAUUUUAGGCACUGUUAUUGGCAUUUACAAGCCUUCGAUGGUAACUUGGUUACAGACAGACCUAUUUACCGUUGGUUUGGGUUUCCUCAUGCUCUCGAUGGGAUUGACACUCACAUUUGAGGAUUUCAGACGAUGCUUACGUAAUCCAUGGACUGUUGGUGUAGGAUUUUUGGCUCAAUACCUCAUCAAACCGAUGUUGGGCUUUUUCCUUGCAAUGACACUGAAAUUGUCUGCUCCUCUGGCAACUGGACUUAUCUUGGUUUCGUGCUGUCCUGGAGGUCAGGCAUCGAAUGUUGCUACUUAUAUAUCGAAGGGCAACGUUGCACUCUCAGUUCUCAUGACAACUUGUUCAACCAUUGGAGCUAUUAUCAUGACUCCACUCCUGACUAAGCUUCUUGCCGGUCAACUUGUUCCGGUCGAUGCUGCGGGCCUAGCUAUUAGCACAUUUCAGGUUGUCUUAUUGCCAACAAUUCUCGGGGUUUUGGCAAAUGAGUAUUUUCCGAAGUUCACCUCGAAAAUUAUUACUGUUACACCUUUAAUUGGAGUCAUCCUGACCACUCUGCUAUGUGCAAGUCCGAUUGGGCAAGUUGCAGAUGUCCUGAAAACUCAGGGAUUACAGUUGUUAUUGCCAGUGGCUAUCUUACACGCCGCAGCAUUCUUUAUCGGUUAUUUGAUAUCAAAAACAUCGUUUGGUGAAUCGACUUCAAGGACCAUUUCUAUAGAAUGUGGAAUGCAGAGUUCUGCACUUGGAUUUUUACUAGCACAGAAGCACUUCACAAAUCCUCUUGUGGCAGUACCUUCUGCCGUGAGCGUCGUCUGCAUGGCGCUGGGAGGAAGUGCUCUAGCAGUGUACUGGAGAAACCAGCCAAUUCCAGCUGAUGACAAGGAUGAUUUCAAGGAAUAGAAAAAUUGAGUUGUUUUUCGGGGUUUUUUUUUUUUUUUUUUUGAAUAUUUGUGUUUUGAAUUUUGAUAUAACACUCCUUAAACCUUUUUUGGGCUAUGUAUUAUUAUUCAUUCGGAACGAUUAAUGGUUGCUUUAUAAGUUACAUUAGCUAAUUCUUAGACA